AUCUUAUUGUCCACUAGCGCCUUUCUACUUCUAAACGAAUUUCUGAUGAACUACUCGUUCAGUGUAUUUUAAAAAUAUGCUUAAGUUUUCAAAUUUAAAGUUAUGUAACUCAUUAAGUGGUAUAACUCUUAAUUAUUAGCAGCGUGGUCAAGUUUGAACGAUGGCUGAAAUUCGUCCUCCUGUUGCUUAUUUGACUAGAAUAGAAAAAAUUUCAUCUUGUCAUAGAUUGCACAGUUUGCAAUUAGGUGAUAAAGAAAAUUUAGAGACCUAUGGCAAAUGUAACAAUCCAAAUGGACAUGGCCACAAUUAUACAAUUGAAGUUACUUUGAGAGGACCUAUAUGCCCUGUAAAAGGAAUGGUACUAAACAUCAAUGAUUUGAAAAAAGUUAUGAAACUUGCUAUAAUGGAUCCCUUAGAUCAUAAAAAUUUGGAUAAAGAUGUUCCAUACUUUAAAAAUGUUGUAUCUACUACUGAAAAUGUAGUUGUUUAUGUAUGGAACAAUUUGAAGAAAUUUCUUGAAGAUCCAACAUUGCUAUAUGAAGUUAAAAUUUAUGAAACAGACAAAAAUGUUGUAAUAUACCGUGGUGAAUAGUAUUAAACAGAUGUCAUCAAAUAACUCUACCUAAAUUGAUAUUAUUUACUUUAUGCCAUUGAAAAAUUUAAUUUUAUAGAAUUUCGCAAGUUUAUAAAUGAAAAUUUUUUUUUACCUUUACCUAUUGUCCAAGAGACAGAUUGUUAUAAUACUCAAUAAAAAAAAAAAAAGAAAGUAAACCUUUACCUAUAAUGUGUUCUAAUGCUUGUUAGAGGUAAGGAAGGGGAUUGCUUGGUUAUUACUCUGCCAGACCAGCCUCUUUAUUCUGUAAUCACUUCCUUUUGCUGCUCAGGCCAUACCAUGGAACAAUUUUUAAAUAAUAUAUUUAAAAUUUAAGUUUACUCUUAGGUUUUGUCUCUCUUACCAGACUAAAGUGAUACAUCUUUCUUUAUAAGAUGCAUUUAUAUGUGAUUUGUGUGUAUUUUGUUACUUCAUAUGAAAUAAAUCAAUAAAAAUUG
Nezara viridula (southern green stink bug) is the source of this 1050-nucleotide messenger RNA. Lineage: Eukaryota; Metazoa; Arthropoda; Insecta; Hemiptera; Pentatomidae. The record is from the annotation of a GenBank genome assembly.